Dendroctonus ponderosae (mountain pine beetle) is the source of this 875-nucleotide messenger RNA. RefSeq lists its product as uncharacterized. The coding region runs from base 24 to 797 and encodes 257 amino acids. The transcript has a single exon. Lineage: Eukaryota; Metazoa; Arthropoda; Insecta; Coleoptera; Curculionidae. The record is from RefSeq and is a predicted model, not a curated record.
ACUCGCAGUUCUUCAUCACAGCCAUGUGGCCUCCGGUUCUUUUGUGCCUUCUCCUAGUAGCCGCUCCUGUGCUCAGUGAAGAGAGCAAGUAUGAAUUUAAAAAGUCGUUUUCGAAAAACUGUGAUAGUUCUUACACGUUAACGUGCUUCAAGUUGGACGUUGUUUCGUGGGUGGAAAAACUCAAUGAAGAAGACUCCUACAAUCUGCUGCCUGGCGUUUCAUUAGUGCGUGAAAAUGAUACUUCCAAAGCGACCACAGCUGAUACAGUAGCUGAUUUGGCAAGGGAGUUUCCAAACGAUCCAGAGUCUCGCCUGGAUGUAUUUUUGAUGCGGAAAGUUUCCAAGUUUAUGAACAACCAUUCGAUUAAGCUGAAGCUGUGGAGCGAAAACAGCAUUGAUGGAGCGACUGCCCGUGGUGGAGGUGGCGGUGGAGGCGGAGGCGGCAAAGGAAGCAAAGGAGGCGGCGGUGGAGGAAUGGGCUACCUUUUAGCUGCGGGCGCUAUGAUGAAGGGCACACUGAUGGCAAUUGCUUUGGGAGCUUUAGCAGCCCUGGCAGGUAAAGCGCUAAUGGCAGCGCUCUUGUCUUUGGUACUGUCAGCGAUCGCAGCCCUCAAAGGCUCGGGAGGAGGAGGCGGAAAAACUACCUACGAAGUUGUGGCUAAGCCUGUAUAUAGUCAAUCUCACUCACACUCGUCAGCUCAUGAGGAUUAUGGCGGAGGGCACUCGGGUUAUGGAAGAAGCUUCGACCAUCAGCCUUUGCCUUUGGGGUUGCAGCCGGAUUACAAACCAGGCAAAUAGCUUGAAGGGGGGUUUUAGUAAAAUAUUAUUUAUUUUAUUUAUUGUUGUUGAAAAUAAAAAAAAUUAUUGUUGUUACUA